AUGAAAAGUUUUACCAGAUUUGAGACAAAAUCGAAUGAAAUCUCAGAAAAUUUUGUAAAAAAUUUGAUUGAAAACUACCACAGACCAAUAAAAUUAAGUGAAGUUCUGUACAAAGCCACUGGUUGUGAUAGCAAAAGAUUUAAAAAGAAAUUUGACAAGCAAGAAAAAAGAUUUCAGCCGCACGACACAUUUCAGGCAAGGCCACAAGCCAUCAUAGUCCUCGCCAUAGUCAUCGUUGUUACGUUCAUCAAACCUUGCGGCGAUUUCGUGAGGGGGAAUCUUCCCGAUGAGGACGUAGAGAUGAUUCACCAUGAGGAGAGGAACACUCUGCAGUCAGUGACACCUGCAACACUGAAGCAUGCGAACAUAUCAAACACAAAAACUUCAAAACACUGUCCAGUCGAGUUGACAUGCCCAACACUGUCUCAACACCUCGUGGGAGGCAGGGAAGAGUAG
Messenger RNA from Helobdella robusta, 456 nucleotides. RefSeq lists its product as hypothetical. The coding region runs from base 1 to 456 and encodes 151 amino acids. NCBI's taxonomy places the organism in Eukaryota, Metazoa, Annelida, Clitellata, Rhynchobdellida, Glossiphoniidae. The record is from RefSeq and is a predicted model, not a curated record. The transcript is spliced from 3 exons.